AUGAUGGCGCUGGAGCAGCAGCAUGGAUACGGAUCCGACUCGGGCCUCCCCUUUCCUGACUCCACGCCCCGCACCCGGCUUGGGUCCGCGGGCGGCGGCGCCCGCAUGUCGGGGGCGGCGGCGGCGGCGCUGGCGUUGUCGCCGCGAAGCUCUGCCGGCUCCCGCCCCAUGUCCGCGCUGCGGGACCUGCGGGGCUCGCGGCCCAACUCCGCCGCCGUCGCGGCGCAGAUCGAGGGGUUUGACGUCGACUUUCUGGAGGUCCACCCGCUCCACGACGUCCCCGAGGGCGGCUCCGACGACGACAGCACUGACGGCCCCGCCACCGCCCGCGCCGGCCGCCCCGCGUGCGCCGACGAGCUGCUCCCGCGCGCGCAGGCGGAGCGGCGGCGGCUGCUGGAUGAGAACGGCGCGCUGCAGCGGCGCGUGAGGGGCGUGCUGGAGGAGAGGGCCAAGGGGCGGGCGGCGGCGACAAAGGACAUGGCGCAUCUGGAGGGGGCGGAGGCGCGGUACAGGGGCGCGCUGAAGCAGUGGUGCGAUCUGCAGGAGGAGCGGCGGCGUGUGGAGGCGCACUACAGCAGCACCGUGUUUGACAUGAAGGUGAAGCUGGAGGCGCGCAUCCGCCGGGCCGAGGAGAUCGCGGGCACUUUUGCAGACUUCAAGCGCCAGGUGGCGCUGAGCGCCCGCUUCGCGCGGUCGGGGCGGCCCCUGGGCGACGCGGCGCUGCAGCAGCUGGAGCAGAGGGGUGGGCGCAGGGCGCUUGACGUGCGGCGACGACUGGCAGUGACGGGGGUCAGGAUCGCUCGCGUGCUGGGGGUUGCUUUGUAA
Messenger RNA from Monoraphidium neglectum, 825 nucleotides. RefSeq names its product flagellar associated protein. The coding region runs from base 1 to 825 and encodes 274 amino acids. The record is from RefSeq and is a predicted model, not a curated record. The transcript has 6 exons. Lineage: Eukaryota; Viridiplantae; Chlorophyta; Chlorophyceae; Sphaeropleales; Selenastraceae.